Molecule: messenger RNA, 624 nt
Organism: Mesorhabditis belari
Lineage: Eukaryota; Metazoa; Nematoda; Chromadorea; Rhabditida; Rhabditidae
Source: the annotation of a GenBank genome assembly
AUGUCGCUUGAAGUCGAUGAGUCGACUCCAAGCACUUCUUCUCCAUCACCGACAAAAGCCGAGGAAUUUCCGUGCUUCUCUUUCCAUUCGAAUGAGACGAUGGGAAAAUUGGGGAAUUUUGAGAUCACCGAAUCGUUGCUUUCACAGCUAUUCACUGCUGAUUUGUUGCAGAAAAUUUACGCCGAACAAGUGCACACCCUCGCCACAGCCCUCAUCAACUUCACUCAAGGCACGCAAAUGGUCGAUUCUGGUAAAUUAAAGGAUCUAGAAGCCACAUCAAAUCCCAUCGAAAUCGAGGAAAAACAAAAACCGAAAAAUAUGGAAAUAACGAGCUCAAGCAAAUAUUCUACCAAUCAAAAUAGAAUCAUGGCCAACGAGCGCGAGCGUCUUCGAGUCCAAUCAAUCGGGAAAAUGUUGACCGAGCUGAGAGAAUGCCUUCCGUGUGCGAGUCCUCGUCUCUCCAAAAUCUCGGUGCUCCGCCUCGCUAUUCAUUACAUUGCCUAUCUGGCGGCGCUCGUUGAUGAAUCAGAGGAAGCCGAAAUUCAUAAGGAAAGGUUUUUGAAGACUCUCGAUGCUCAGACUCGGAGUGAUAAAAGAACUGCUCACAGAUCUCUAUGGCUUUCG